AUGGCUUCUUCUUCAGCUUCAAUAUCGCUGCUGAUCUCUCUUUUGCUUGGGUCUUUCAUGGUUUCUACAGCCAACUUAUACCAAGACUUGGACAUCACAUGGGGAGACGGCCGAGCUAAGAUACUCAACAAUGGCGACCUUCUCACUCUCUCACUUGACAAAGCAUCAGGCUCAGGCUUUCAAUCCAAAAAUGAAUACUUGUUCGGAAAGAUCGACAUGCAGCUCAAGCUUGUCCCCGGAAACUCAGCCGGCACUGUCACCGCCUAUUAUUUAAGCUCACAAGGAUCAACUCAUGAUGAGAUAGACUUUGAGUUCCUAGGGAACUUGACUGGUGAACCGUAUAUUCUUCACACCAAUGUGUUCAGCCAAGGCAAAGGCAACAGAGAGCAGCAAUUCUAUCUAUGGUUUGACCCCACUGCUGAUUUCCACACCUAUUCCAUCCUUUGGAAUCCCCAACGCAUUAUAUUUUCUGUGGAUGGAACACCAAUCAGAGAAUUCAAGAAUGCCGAGUCCCUUGGCGUUGCAUACCCAAAAAACCAGGCAAUGAGGAUUUACUCAAGUCUGUGGAAUGCUGAUGACUGGGCCACACAGGGUGGUCGGGUCAAGACAGAUUGGACACAAGCUCCAUUCACUGCCUCUUACAGAAACUUCAAUGCUUCCAAUGCCUGUGUAUGGUCAUCUGGUUCAUCUUCUUGUAGUUCAAGCUCUUCUUCAUCUUCAACCUCUUGGCUGAGUGAAGAAUUGGAUUCCACUAGCCAAGAGAGGCUAAAAUGGGUGCAGAAGAACUAUAUGAUUUACAACUAUUGUGCUGAUACACCGAGGUUCCCACAGGGCUUCCCUCCUGAAUGUGCUCUCAACACCUCAUCAUAA
This is a messenger RNA of Ilex paraguariensis (yerba mate), 870 nucleotides long. The record is from the annotation of a GenBank genome assembly. Lineage: Eukaryota; Viridiplantae; Streptophyta; Magnoliopsida; Aquifoliales; Aquifoliaceae.